This is a messenger RNA of Mytilus californianus (California mussel), 1569 nucleotides long. RefSeq lists its product as uncharacterized. Lineage: Eukaryota; Metazoa; Mollusca; Bivalvia; Mytilida; Mytilidae. The transcript is spliced from 4 exons. The coding region runs from base 34 to 1569 and encodes 511 amino acids. The record is from RefSeq and is a predicted model, not a curated record.
AAAGAAGAAUUUUCAAAAGUGAUCGAAGAUGCAAUGAUGGUGAUAUUUGAUUGGAAAUCACACAUUGUAAGAACUGUCAACCAAGACCAAUUUAGAUUGGAUACCAUAGAACAUCUUGAAACAGAUAAAGCUUUACUGGUUAUGGAUUGGGCCAUGAAAUUUUUACCCUUGAAAUAUCGUGAGAAACAAACUGACUGGUUUGGUCAAAGAGGGAAGAACUGGCAUGUGAUUGUUUGUAUAUACAGAGAAAAAGAUGGAUCAAUUAAUCAUAGAACUUUCACCCAUGUUUUAGAAUCUGUGAAACAGGAUUGGUUUUGUGUGGCUUCACUUCUUGAAAAUGUUAUAAUGACCAUCAAAGAUCAACUCCCUCAAACUAAGAAGUUAGUUCUGCGAUCGGAUAAUGCAGCAUGCUACCACUGUGGACAUAUCUGGUUAUGCUUACAAGAAAUAAGUAAAAGAACAGGGAUCAAUAUUCAGGGAUAUUGCUAUUCUGAGGCCCAAGCAGGAAAGUCAUAUUGUGAUUCAAAGAUAGCACAUAUGCGCACAAAGAUGAAAAGUUGGGUUGCAAGUGGAAAAAACAUGGUAACAGCAGCUGAUAUGAAAACUGUACUUGACUCUGGAACAGGUGUUGCUGGAUGUCAAGUCUCUGAAUGUGUAAUAGACACCUCAAAACACAAACUGAUAACACACAAGUUGAAAGGAAUAAAUGAUUUUAAUGAGUUGCAAGUUGAAGAAGAUGGUUUACUACUGAGGAAAGCCUACAACAUCGGCAAAGGAAAAUUUAUUCCUAAUGCAUCCUUAGACCAAAUGGGUUUUGGUAAACAGCAGGAAAAUGAAUCAGGAUGUGUGGUAAUAUCAGGAUUCGAUUUACCUGUUAAUAUAACUGGAAAAAUCAAAACACCUAAAACAGUUCCUGCAGUUAAUCUCCUUGAAGGACCAGAAACAGAAAUAGAAAAUGAUGAAGACUCAUCAAGAUUAUCCUCUUGUCAUUCAGAAAGUUCUGACCAAAUGCUGUUCUAUUGCACAGUAGUUGGCUGUGUCAAAAGAUUUGCUACCUUAAAUGGACUUGAAAACCAUCUACUGAUAGGAAAGCAUUUUUUACAAUUGCAACGGGAAACAACCUAUGAUAAAAUCAGACACCAGUGGGCACAGUUGUGCAAUGAAGUGGUCUUUACAACCAAAAAUAAGUCAACAUUAACAGAUGGGACUGAAAAAGAAUUUUCCACAAGUAAUAUGGGAUGGGCUUUAAAGAAAGGCAGGAGAAUAUCAAGAUUUCCUGAAUCUGUUAAAAACUUUCUAUUGGCCAAAUUUGAAGAAGGAAAUAGAACAGGAAAAAAGUGUAACCCAACCUCUGUUGCAGAAGAAAUGAAAAAGAUGAAAAACUCAAAUGGGGAAAAAAUGUUUCCAAUUAAUCAUUGGCUUAAUGCCAGUCAGAUAACCUCUUACUUUUCAAGGUUAUGUAGUAAAGGAACCCCUAAUCCUUUAGUGAAGACUGAACUUGAUGAUGAAGAUCUUCUUGCAGCUCUAAUUGCCAUUGAUGAGGAAACUAUUAUCGCUAAUAUUCAAUAG